UCUACCGAACAUGCCUGGGGCCUCAUGACACUGUUACGAGUGUGGCGCGCGUGGGUUUGUCGUACUCAUUCCUCUCAAGUUCUCUGUUUGGUGAAACACAAAAUGGAAUCUCGCCCUCUCCUCAACCCAUCGAAAAAACGUCCAACGAAGACUUACAGCACACUUGAUACCAUCAGUCAACCAAGCUCUAGCAAAGAUGAGCUAUCCAUGGCGGGCCGUUUCAAUGUGGCGAAAGCAAUGCAGAAAGGCGGGGGAGGGAUUGACAACCCUGCGAUGGACAUGGGUUCCAUCCCUACUGGACUAAACCUUUCCCCGUCCGGCCUCCCCGACGGUAGCCAAGAUGGCCUUGACCGUACGCAAAGCCAGAGCUUCUGCCACCUUACCAUGGAAGCGCUACCCCGUGCAGACUACUAUAAGAACAACCGAGAUGCCAUGAAGAGACCAUCGCUGGGAGAGCUUCACGGAGAACCUAGGACAUUGGAUCACCAAGAGGAAAAGUCUGGGAUACCAUUUGAUGAAGAGCAUAAGGGCAUGAAGCUCGGAUGGAUCCAAGGUGUGUUGAUCCCUUGCUUACUGAACAUCUGGGGGGUGAUGCUCUUCCUGCGACUGUCCUGGGUCGUUGGCCAGGCCGGCAUCAUGCAGUCGCUCCUUAUCAUCGCGGCUUCCGCCAUCGUCUGUGUCCUCACUACGCUUUCCAUGUCAGCCAUCUGCACCAACGGCGAGGUCAAGGGAGGUGGAAUAUACUACAUCAUAUCCCGGUCUCUGGGUCCGGAGUUCGGAGCUUCAGUAGGGGUAAUAUUCGCGUUUGCCAAUGCUGUGGCAGCCUCCAUGAAUACGAUAGGAUUCUGUGACUCCCUGAACGACCUGCUGAAGAGCCACGGUCUGAAGAUCGUUGACGGUGGCUUGACCGAUGUCAGGAUCGUCGGUCUCAUUGCUCUCCUAGUCAUGAUCAUCAUCUGUGCAGUAGGAAUGGAGUGGGAAUCAAAGGCACAAAAUUUCUUGGUCGUCAUCAUCAUUGUGGCAAUCGUGGACUUUCUCGUGGGUACUCUAAUCGGACCUCACGAUGACCUGACGAAAGCUAAGGGGUUUGAAGGAUUCAAUGUGGACGUCUUUAAAGAGAACUGGGGCCCGGCCUACAGGUACUCCGAAGGACUGAACCAGGACUUGUUUACUGUAUUUGCCAUAUUCUUCCCUUCAGUGACUGGGAUUCAAGCAGGGGCCAACAUAUCUGGAGAUCUCAAGGAUCCUGCUGGAGCGAUCCCCAAGGGAACUCUUCUUGCCGUCUUCAUCUCGAUGACGUCCUACGCCUUAUUCGUAGUGUUCGCCGGUGGUGCUGCCCUGAGGGACGCCAAUGGAGAUGUGAACUUCUUCCACAACGGAUCUGUGUCCAACUGUACACUUGUUGGAGGAACUUGCCAGUACGGUCUGCAGAACAGCUACAGUGUAAUGCAGUUGAUGUCAGCGUGGGGAGCUCUGAUUUAUGCAGGAUGCUUUGCAGCUACUCUCUCCACCGCUCUCACAAACCUUCUGUCAGUACCCAGACUAAUCCAGGCUCUGGGCAUCGACCGCAUCUAUCCCGGACUAAUUUUCUUCUCCAAGGGCUAUGGGAAACAUGGCGAGCCCUAUAGAGGAUAUGUACUAGUAUUUUUCAUCUCUGGAGCCUUCAUUUUGAUUGCCGAAAUCAACGUGAUUGCUCCUUUAAUUUCCAACUUCUACCUGGCUUCUUACGCGCUGAUCAACUUCUGCACUUUCCAUGCAGCUCUUGUGCGACCACUGGGAUGGAGACCGACAUUUAAGUACUACAACAAGUGGCUCAGUCUUGUGGCGUUCCUGACAUGUAUCGCCAUCAUGUUCCUCAUAAACUGGUUGACGUCAAUCAUUACCUUCGUCGUCUUCUUCGUGCUCUACCUGGUCGUCAUGUACCGCAAUCCAAAUGUGAACUGGGGCUCCUCGACGCAGGCGCAGACGUACAAGCGCGCGCUGAUGACUGUACACAAGCUGUUCAACCAGUCCGAACACGUCAAGAACUACCAGCCCCAAGUCCUGCUGCUGGUCGGGCAACCCCAGUCACGCCCCCCACUCGUCGACCUGGCUAAUCUUGUCACUAGAAACAACUCUCUUCUGGUCUGUGCGGAAAUUUGCAAACACCGCCUGACAUACCGGCAAAGAGUAGCUCUAACAAAGCAAGGCCAGGCAUGGCUGGCAGUUCGGAAGGUCAAAGGUUUCUUCUCAAUUACCGACGGCUACAAGUUCGAGGUUGCAGCCCGCGGACUUAUACAAUGCUCAGGGGUGGGCAAACUAAAACCCAACGUCCUCAUGAUGGGAUACAAGAGUGACUGGCUCACUUGCAACACUGAGGACCUCCAGGGCUACUUUAAUGUUCUGCAUGACGCAUUCGAAAACCGGCUGGCGGUGACUAUACUGAGGUUGGCUGAGGGUCUUGACCUCGCCAAACCAUCCGACCUCACGCAGUACCCAGAGGACAUAACCGGGUCCUUAGGCGACCUCAGUGGGAACUCAACCUCAGGCAAUGGGAUAGUCCACAAUGACUCCAACCUCAGCUUCAUACUGCCUAACGUUCUGUCACAGACCUCACUCACUAUCCCAGGUUCAAAACCAACAGAGAGGCCUUUGAAUCCUUGGCAGAACAGUCCGUCAACAGCCCUUAAAGAAAAGAAGAAGAAAAUUGCCUCUCAAAUCCUUCACAAGUACGAGGAAGGACAAGAGAUCAGCAAGACUGUGCUGGACAGCAUGAUGACAUUCUCCAAAAAACAAAAGGGUGGCAUUAUCGAUGUGUGGUGGCUUUAUGACGAUGGAGGACUGACGAUCCUGUUGCCGUACAUCCUGAGCACACGGUCCUCCUGGGCAGACUGCAAGAUGAGAGUUUUCGCCCUUGCUAAUAGGACAAAUGAGCUGCAAAGCGAAGAGCAAGGGAUGGCGAGUCUACUAUCCAAGUUCCGGAUCAAGUACACGUCUCUGACGAUGAUCCACAACAUUUCCGAGCCUCCUAAACAAGAGACCAUCAACUUCUUCGAAAAUAUCAUCUCGGGAUUCAGAGAGUCUAACAAAAACGCAGAAUGUAGAGUGUCGGACAUUGAGUACGAAGCUCUACGGGAGAAGACCUACAGACAGCUUCGACUGAGAGAACUUCUUCAGCAACAUUCCAAGCAAUCCAACCUCAUCGUCAUGUCGCUCCCUAUGCCCCGCAAGGGGGUGGUAUCCGCUCCAUUGUACAUGGCGUGGCUGGAGGCAAUUACCAAGGACAUGCCACCGUUCCUUCUCGUCAGGGGGAACCAGACAUCCGUACUCACAUUUUAUUCAUAGUUUAACAUACAGAAACAUAUUGUAUAUAUUCGAUAAGAACCUAGUAUAUUACUAUAUGCGAUUUAAUUUGUAUACUAUUAAUUAAUUGUAGAAUUCUUAGAAUAUUAAUUUAUUGUAUUUGAAGUCAUACAAUAUACGCGAUCGAUACAUUCUGCGUUCACAUGUUUCAUGAUUCAUUUUUCUAUAAACAUUAAAAUGUUGGUUUUUAAAUAAAUUAAUUUAAAUUAAGCAUCAACAUUAGCACCUCAUCUUUUAUUGUUGUUGUAUAUUGAAUGACUCAUUUUAGCUCUGAACAGCAGUUUUUUUAUUUCAGUCAGUUUAUACGAAUUUAUUGUAGACUUAAAGUAAACUUUAUUGACUAUUAUUCAAAGAAAAUAUCACUGAUGUAUUUUAACCUCGAAGUUUGUUUAAAAAUGCUCCUUUUUUAUCUGAAAUUAUAUUUAUUUCACUAAUUAGAUAAAAUAUAUAAUACAGUAGAAUGUAAUAUAGUGCAAUUACUAAAUUAUAUUAAGUAAAAUUUUAUCCCAACAGUUUGUUUAGAAAAAGUUCAUUUACGUACAGAUUUAGACUUGAUUUGAUAAAAGAAUGUAUAUUCUUAUAACACUUUUAUAUGAGUCCCAUUUAACAGAAUCUAUUAAACAUUAUAGUUAAUUUUUUCAUUAUAGGAUUAAGGCAUAUCUGAAACCAUUGUAAAAUGCAAACGUACUUUGAUACCAUUAUUAUGCAGUUUUAUUUUGCUUUCAUAACUGUAAAUAGUAUUUUUAGCGCUUACAUAUACUGUGAAUUCCCAGUAACCCAAUAUAUAAAGAAAUACUUGCGUAGAGCAUCAAAAUCUGAUGGCUGUGAUUAUUCCUUGCUUUCAGCAUUUGUAUUUUCUUGUAAUGUAAUUUUGUUAUGCUUAUGUUACCAAUAAAUAAACUAUUUAUACGGUUUGCAAACUGUA
This is a messenger RNA of Homalodisca vitripennis (glassy-winged sharpshooter), 4267 nucleotides long. It is a transcript of the gene NKCC, whose product is annotated as bumetanide-sensitive sodium-(potassium)-chloride cotransporter. Gene Ontology annotation, cellular component: membrane. Gene Ontology annotation, biological process: sodium ion homeostasis; potassium ion import across plasma membrane; chloride transmembrane transport. The transcript has 21 exons. The record is from RefSeq and is a predicted model, not a curated record. Bases 25 to 3324 code for a protein of 1099 amino acids. Gene Ontology annotation, molecular function: sodium:potassium:chloride symporter activity. NCBI's taxonomy places the organism in Eukaryota, Metazoa, Arthropoda, Insecta, Hemiptera, Cicadellidae.